CCAGGGUGCGCGAUUCUCAUCUCCAGCUGCUGCAGACCCAAAGCUCGGGCAAUAAGCGAAGAUCGCGAGGACAAGCAACAACAACAACAAAAAACAUUUUGGGGGGAAGCACCACCUCUAUUAAUUUUUAGCGGAGAAACAACCCGGCUCAGAAGCCCCCCUCCCCUCUCUCUCCGCGGACGACGGCUCGCUUGUUGCGCCGUGUGCACACGCAGGCUUUGCGGCUGCACACAGCUCGGAGCGCCAAGGGUAGCAUGUCUGCCACACAUUUCUGAGAUAAGUCGCACCAACAACCCCACCGCCGUUAUGCUGUGGACGCGAUCCCCCCUCGUGCCUCCUGAAGCGGCUGUGGCGCCGCGCUGCAAGGUGGUCCCUGUAGUCCUCAUCCCCGCCUGCUUCCGCAGCGUCUAAUCCUGGGCGUGGAUAGUGGAGCACUACAUUUCCCAUAAGCUUCCUCCCCUCUCGCUCGCUUUCUCGCUCCCAUCAGACUGGAGAUACGGAACGGACAGUCUUGACGACCCCCCCCCCCUUCUCCCUCCCUCACCACCCCCCUCCCCGGACUUUGAAAACCGAAAACCGUCGAGGUUACUGAAGAGCCGCGGACCGCCAGAGGCCGAGAGGCAGCCGCGGAACGGAGCCGUCCGCCGUGCGACGUUCAUGCACCACCCGGCCUAUCAUUGUAUUUAAAGAAAACUCAUCAGAUUGACUCAGCUCCCCUUUGAGGCAUGUUGUGUUAAAGAAACACCUAUGCAGGUGGAUUCUUCACUAAUGAAUGUAGGGGAUGGCGGCACGGUGAGCAGAGAGAUCAGUGCUCCAAAUAAAGCGUCCAUGAGCAUGGUGGGAAAUCCUCCCCAAACGCUGCCCCUUGAGUUUCGAGGUGAUGUUACCCUCGGUCAGCAAAACAAGACCACUCCGACAACAGACUGCAAGACAGCGAGAGCCUGCCCGGACACCAGUAAUUACAACCACAGCCCGGAGCCUUCUCCACCCCGGCAGCUCAACAAUGAACCAAUGUCAAGCUCAGCCCCCGCCAGCGCUGAGAAGGGGACAGACAAAAGAGUGGUAGAGGCCGCUAAAAUCAAGGCCGACGGCGCAGGGGCCUUCCCCGCUCUUCAGCGGUCGAGUGGCAUAAAAGUCAGCCGGGAGGACUCGGCCAAUCCCUGUCACAGCAAGAAAUCACAUACGCAAACACCAUCUGCUCCACCUGGUUUCCAGUGUUCCUUGUUCAAACCAGCCCAGCCAGUUGCCUUCCUGCCUUCCGCCGAUUUCUCCUCCCCCCUUUGUAAAAUAACUCUCCCACCAGCAUUGGGGCAGAUCGCCGCUCUCAGAGAAGCCACUGCCAGCCAGUUUCCAAAAGACAUUCAACCUCAAACCUCAGGUGUAGCAGGGACGCCCCUCAUGCGGACCUAUCACUAUCCCUUCUCCAUGAACCGGAUUACCACUUCCGAGAAAAAAGCCUCGAAACUUAAAGCGAAUCAUUCGUCCAGCAAGAAUGCCAAAUCUGUCGGGGAACAUAAGUCCCCGGCCUCGGUGGUGACUCCGCCGGCCAUCGCUCUCCCACUGCAGCACCCGUCGCUGAACUCCACGGCGCCUACCCACUACACAUUGUCGCCCACUGCUGCCAUUUGUUGCGGCUCUGCACUAGCCACCAUCGCCUCUCAGAGUAGACUUCUGAACCACGUGGAAAAGAGCCUUAGCUUAGACAAGAUCGCCAUGGGCGCUCUGAAAACAGAAGAGCAAAGAGUGGCCUGCUCGCUGGAGCAAAGGGACGUACCCCUGGAUUUGUCAGCUAAAUCAAAACGUCCAAAAUGCACAAAUGACCCUCCACAUUCAACAAAGGAGCCUCAAAAGAGCAAGUCAAAUAAAAUGGACUUUCCGAACUCAAAGAGGACUCAUUCUACAACGUAUGGCGCAGCCGGGCAAUACCCCAUUUUGCCCAAUACACACAGAAAUGGAUCUCAUCAAAAGCAAUCGAUCCGGCCACAGAAUCGCCAGGCCUCUGAACUUAAGCCAGCAUGGAGCAAGGGAUCCUCACAAGAGUCCACUAAAAAUAUCCCUGGAACAUACGUAGGUGUAGCUAGUCCCAUACUGGCCUCUACGCUUCGAGGCAAAGAUGGAAAAGGGACAUUUGCAGACGAGUUCCAAAGUUUUGCUAAGCAGGAGUUUAUUUCGAUAAUUGACCAAGGAGAACAAGUGACCUCGAGAGGAAAGAGGCUCCCCUCGCUGAAGCACGCCCAGGUUGUCAAGCAAGUUAAAAACACAAGCACAGCCAUCACCAAGAACUGUCCCGCUAAAGGGGCCCUCAUGACGGCCCUGUCAAGUGCCACCAAUGCGCAUCCGAGGCCUGGCAAAACAGUGGGUCCUUACUCAGCUUGGCAACAGUCCUCACAUCCUCCACGCCAAGCAUCCUCAGCUCAAAGAAAAAUAUCACAAGGUUCCUCAACACCCAAAGGAAAUGUUGAAAGUUCCAGGUUUCAGAGUCCAUCCAUUCCUGCGGAAGAAACGUGGGAGAAACCGUCUCCGCUCUCUAACCUCGCGUCCAUUGUGAAGCAGCAAGACUUUGAAACAAGUGCAGAGGCAAGUGACACGAACCCUGUGUCAAGAAAAGACAAUGUUCUGACUCUUCUCAAAGACACCCCACCCAAGCAAGUCUCUCCAUAUGAAUCCCCAGCAUACUGGUCCACGGAAAAGUGGCCUCCAUCCAGAAAGAGGCUGGAAAGGUUGAAACCAACUGAGACCUCUGAGAAUAAUGCAGAGAUUCGCAGCCAUCAGGGAGAACACAAGCACGGUUUUUCUAAGCCCUUUGGACAGUCUCAUAGCCUCAGAAGCAACGCAUCAACAAAUGGUAACAGGCUGGAGAGUAAAUUGGCCCAGGUGCUGGAGGGGGAGGUGCUGAAGAAAGACAGCAAAGAGUCAGACGAUCCCCCAGAUGAAAAUCGGGGAGGUUUAGUUGCCUCCAUUCUGUCGGGCCGGUCCCCGGGUACAGGAGACGAGAAAAAAACAAAUGGAACCAAAGUGGAGUCGCUAACCAAAACUGUUAAGCAGAAGAAAGUUAGUCCUAAGAAACCCUCAAAGGAGUCUGCAAAGAAGACGGCUCGAGAGAAAGAAAAAGACAUCACACCUGCUUCCCAAAAGAAGCAGAUGAAACAAAAAACAUCAGAAUUGGAGCAAAGACUUUCCUCGCAGAGUAAAGAGCAGACGCGGAAAGACGAUAAACCCCUUGACAAAACUGUUACAGAUGGUGACAGCAGCCCCGAGGGUGAAGAGUCUCGUGCCUUGAAGACCACUGCAGCCACUAAGGAGGCCGCCAUUAAAGAUGCCUCCUUCCCGAGGUUGAGGAGAGGACGCCGACGUGCCGACGAGGCCAGGUUGGACCUCUGGGGCUUCGCGACGCCUUCCCCGCCUCCGCCACCGCCGCCGCCACCACCACCGCCGCCACCCCUUCAAAGGGCCCCUUCCCCCUCUCCUCCGCGUAUGCCGGCCCGCCGUCCGAGAGGGAGGCCGCGCUCUAACCGGUUGUCAGAGCGGGACGUCCGGGACAAGGGCAAGGCAGGCGACGUGGAGGACGAUGCCCCGGCACAUAAAAGGAGGAGACACUGCCGUAAUAGAAAGUACCAGACGGGGGAGUACAUCACGGAGAAGGACAAACUGGAAGAAGGAGAGCACCUUGAUGAGUCAGACAGCGGAAUCACAGCGGAUUCCCAGAAGACUCAGUGUCCAAGUUCUGCCGCUUCCAGUCCAGAACCACCAUUACGGAGAACCUCAUUGACACGCUCGGGCUCGGUCCGCUACCAAGCUAGCGACGUUUCGCUCGAGUCCAACGACAAGCCUUCUGGGAAGAGGAAGUUCAAAAGCAAACACUUGUGUGACAUUGAGGAGCAAAAGACGAAGACAAAGCGCGGCAGCUUGGGCAAAGGCGCCAUCCCCGCAGCUCUGGAUGAGGACUCAACCACAGAGAACAGCACCCCUGCGCCCUUCUUCAAGAACGUGCCGUCAUCUCCGCCCAGCAAAAAGAACUCGUCAGGAAAAAACAGCAGCCCAGAGUCUCCUCCCAAACGUCCGAUCCCUCCAGAAGUGCGGCGGCUGAUUGUCAAUAAAAAUGCCGGGGAAACGUUGCUGCAACGUGCCGCCCGUUUGGGCUAUCAGGAAGUGGUGCAGUACUGUCUAGAAAAGGACAUCAGGGAGGUGAAUCGGCGAGACAACGCGGGCUACACGGCCCUCCACGAGGCGUCCUCUCGUGGCUGGACUCAGAUUGUCCAGAUGUUGCUGAAACAUGGCGCCGAUGUUAACUGCAGCGCUCAAGAUGGAACACGACCACUUCAUGAUGCGGUGGCGAGCGACAAUCUUCCCAUCGUUUGGUUGCUCCUGAACCACGGCGCAGACCCGACUCUGGCCACCUACUCGGGACACACGCCGGUCAAACUGGCACAUAGCACCACCAUGAAGACCUUCCUCACGGAGUAUUUCACCGACCUGGAGGGCCGCGGUGAGCAGGAUCCCACCUUGCACUGGGACUUCUACAGCAGCUCCUUGUUUGAGACAGACAAGGAGCCCUGCUGGGAUUUCCUGUUGUCGGAGAAGGGCCAGGAGUGUGCGGAGGGCGAGAGCGUAAAUGCCGACGGGGAAUCCAGCAAAGACAGCCUGGUGUUCGAGUUCUCCUCUGAGCCCCUUUUGCCCUGCUACCACGUACAGGUGUCUGUCACGCAGGGCUUUUGCAACUGGUUCCUGCUGUCAGACGUGCUGAAGCGCCUGAAGAUUUCUGCGCGGAUUUUUCGCGCCCGCCACCCUCACUUGGAGGUGGCCAGCCUGCCUCGCGCUGAGCUCGGCCGGCAGGUUUUAGUCAGUCAGGUAGGCUUGCCUCUGGACUCCUCCAACAAGGACAAAGAAGAGGAAGACAAAGAGGAGGAGGAUGAGGAGGGGGAAGACGACAAGGAUGAGGGGCUGGUGGAUUUGGUGCGGUGUGUUCCAGAGCUCCAGAGACUGCUGGGCUCCUCAAUUCACAUCCUACAAGAUGACGAUGACGAUGAUGAAGAGGAUGAGGAGGAGAAACCGCGAGAUCGGUAGCCCCACAUCUGACAAAACUCAAAACAUCUCCGUCCGAGCACUCACUUUUCAGGUUCCUAACUUGACUUGAUCCGAGGCUUUUUAAGAGAAGUGGGUGGUCCGCAGAGACGAGACCGCCGCACUGUAGUCAAACAUUGGACCCCUCCCCCUCUCCUCCGACCACCACCUCCUCCGUUUUCCCAAACACCUUGACUCCACCAUCUUCUUCUGCAUCUUCUUUGUGAUGGAUGGACCUCAACGGUGCAACGACACAGACCCCGCAACGUUCCCUCGCUGAAUCACUUUUUUGGGACUUUUCAGGAGCGGACUCGCGCGGCCGUGUUCUUUGCAUCUGUCGACACCUCAUUUUGGCGUGCUUUAUUUAAUAUUCCUUAAUAUAUUUGACCUCUUGUGUAUGUAUGGAAAGUUGCUUUGUAUGGUCGGUGCUUCACGUACUUAUUAGCAUCCCUUUAUUCCCCCCCGACUCUGAUUUCAGAACAGUAUUUGAGCGAGCAAAAGUACAGUUUUAUUGUACUGGUGCUAUAAUAGAUUUUUCUUUGUGUUGACAAUCAAUGAAGUUUUGGUUUGGAAUCACAAACUUAAUAAAAAAAGAAAAAAGAUAUUUAAGAGAUGUAAAGAUGGUGUAGUUGAGUUGAAUGGGGGUAAAAAGCAGUGGAUUGCGAGACACUUUUAUUUGAUUAUUUUAUAAGAAAGAAUAAAGCAUGAUUGUAAAUCAUA
This is a messenger RNA of Hippocampus comes (tiger tail seahorse), 5781 nucleotides long. It is a transcript of the gene bcorl1, whose product is annotated as BCL6 corepressor-like 1. Gene Ontology annotation, molecular function: protein binding; transcription corepressor activity. The record is from RefSeq and is a predicted model, not a curated record. Gene Ontology annotation, cellular component: nucleus. Gene Ontology annotation, biological process: negative regulation of transcription by RNA polymerase II. The transcript has 14 exons. Bases 748 to 5064 code for a protein of 1438 amino acids. Lineage: Eukaryota; Metazoa; Chordata; Actinopteri; Syngnathiformes; Syngnathidae.